ACGAUGCUCGACAAAAUGGCACGUGCUGAAAAUGUUGUUGGAGAGCUGACCCUUGUUCUCGGGAUAAAGGAGGGGAUGAUCCCAGUUGUCAAAGAUGCAGCUGCAUUGGCUAUGUCAGAUCUUGCCACUUCCAUUGUUACAGAAUUUACUUCACUCCCUGGAAUUAUGGCACGCCAUUAUGCUUCAAGGGAUGGUCUUCCAGAAGAGAUUGCAGAAGCACUGUUUGAGAUAACACUUCAUAGGUUCUCUGGCAAUGUUUUCCCAAAAACAGAUGCUGGUAUAGUCCUUGCGGUUGCUGAUAGAUUGGACAGCCUAGUGGGUCUGUUCGGAGCUGGAUGUCAGCCAAGUUCUUCGAACGAUCCAUUUGGACUGAGAAGGAUCUCUUAUGGAUUGGUUCAAAUAUUGGUUGAGAAUAAGAAGAACUUUGACCUCACAAAGGCCUUGACCUUGGCGGCACAGGUGCAGCCUAUAAGAAUAGACAAUGACGUUAUAAAUGAGGUAGUGCAAUUUGUAACACGGAGACUGGAACAACUUUUGGUGGAUGAGGGAAUUAACUAUGAAAUAGUUCGGUCGGUGCUUAUGGAGCGUGCGAACUGCCCUUAUCUGGCAUCACAAACGGCAGCUGAAAUGGAAGCAUUCUCAAGAACUGAAGAUUUCCCAAAAAUCGUUGAGGCGUAUUCUAGGCCAGUUCGAAUUAUACGUGGGAAGCAACUCGAGUCUGCUUGGGAGGUUGACACAAGCGUAUUCGAGAAGGACGAAGAAAAAGCCUUGUGGAGCGCCUAUUUGGAGGCUGUCGACAAGAUCCAUCCUGGUGUUGACGUCAAAACCUUCAUCGAGGCCUCCCUGCUUUUGAUACAGCCUCUGGAAGAUUUCUUCAACAAUGUUUUUGUCAUGGCGGAAGAUGAGAAGAUCCGCAACAACCGGCUGGCACUACUACAAAAGGUUGCGAGUUUGACGAAGGGGAUAGCUGACCUCUCGGUUUUACCAGGGUUUUAGUUAGCCUUGUAGCGCUGAGAGCGUGCGUCCCAUUUUUGAGCUGGUGUCAUUAAGUUGGAGCCAUUUUCUUUUUUGUACUUUUGUUACUGGUCAUUCAUCUGGUGGAAAAUUACUGGGAGAAGAAUGAGAAUGUAACUACACGGGAUCGUCUUUGAUUGGAGGAUAUCAGUUAUGAGGUGUAACUACAAGACGAACCAAUAGACAAAAUGGGGUGUUGUUUAUGCUAGUUGUUAAAUGCAUUUUCUUCUUCUGUGUUGUGUUGCUGAUAUUAUCUGGGGCCGUCUUUGAUUGGAGGAUGGUGACCCAGAGAAAAUUUAUUUGGCAUUCAUUUAGAUCUUACCAAUUUCAAGCAGAUCGGGCGGGCGCUCCUUGAUGUUGAGAUUUGUUGGUCGAUGUAUAACUUUGUUUGAAGAAGAUUGAAACAUUUGCAGCUAGCCUUUCUUCCUUUUGUCUGUUGGUUCCUGAUCACUUUGGUUAAUCUUGCAGC
Messenger RNA from Triticum urartu, 1483 nucleotides. Lineage: Eukaryota; Viridiplantae; Streptophyta; Magnoliopsida; Poales; Poaceae. The record is from RefSeq and is a predicted model, not a curated record.